Lottia gigantea (owl limpet) is the source of this 735-nucleotide messenger RNA. RefSeq lists its product as hypothetical. Gene Ontology annotation, biological process: nucleobase-containing compound metabolic process. The transcript has 6 exons. NCBI's taxonomy places the organism in Eukaryota, Metazoa, Mollusca, Gastropoda, Lottiidae. Bases 1 to 735 code for a protein of 244 amino acids. Gene Ontology annotation, molecular function: nucleic acid binding; 3'-5' exonuclease activity. The record is from RefSeq and is a predicted model, not a curated record.
AUGCCAGAAAUUCAUUUGAUCAAUAAUGUCACAACAGCAGAGAAAGUUAUAUAUCGUAUCCUAGAAGAUGAACCUAUAGUGGGAUUUGCAUGUAAAGGAAUUGAGAUUGGGCCCCAUGGGACAAUAACUCUAAUAGCUAUAUCGACACCUAGCGGCGAUGUAUAUAUAUUUGAUAUUCGAGCAGACCAGAAUAUUCUUUUAAAUGGUGGAUUGGUUAGAUUAAUAGAAUCUGUAGAUAAUGUAAAGGUCAUGCACUCUAGUCAGUUACAGGCAUCAUGCCUGUUUAAACAGUUUAAAGUUCGACUGAAACAAGUUUUUGAUACACAGGAGAAGUAUGGAGAUGUAAUGGUUAAAAGAGGUUUACCUAGACGGUUAUUGAGUCUUCCAGCAUUAUUAGAGAGAUAUAAUAUAGACUAUUAUAAACCUACAGCAAAAUUACAGAGAUUGUUACGAGAAGAUCGAAAUGUUUGGUCGCGCCGUCCUUUAACCAAAGAUAUUUUGAAUACUGCUGCCAGUGAAGUUCUUCCCUUAGUACCUAGUCUUUACGUAACUUUAUUCAGAUGUUUAGGUCUUCACGAAAGCCAACCUGAGAAUAAUUCAAAUUCUGGAGAUAAGAGAGAAUCUGCACCAAUAACACCAGUUAGCACACCACGCACACUUCCGGUUGUUCAUACAAGAGCGAACAACCCAUUGAAAUUACCCACCAACUAUUUACAUAUUCAUGUAACACCAUAG